Arachis duranensis is the source of this 1224-nucleotide messenger RNA. Its product is annotated as codeine O-demethylase. Lineage: Eukaryota; Viridiplantae; Streptophyta; Magnoliopsida; Fabales; Fabaceae. The record is from RefSeq and is a predicted model, not a curated record. Bases 76 to 1119 code for a protein of 347 amino acids. The transcript is spliced from 3 exons.
ACACCUUAGAGUGUGGUGCCAUGCACGGUUCAUUAUUACAUUGAUCUUUUCUUUCUAGCUGUAUAUCUACCAACAAUGGCAUCACCAUCGCAACCAGAAAUUGCAAUACCGGAAAUGUUUAUACGCCCCGAACUGGAACCUACUGCUAUCCAAUCUGAUCAUGAAGCCGCAGCAAUUCCCAUCUUUGACCUCCAAACCCUGCUUUCUGAUGGAAACGACAAUACCACUCAACUCCACGAGUUGUACGACACAUGCAAAGAGUGGGGGAUUUUUCAGGUGCGGAACCAUGGUGUUAGUCGUGAAGUGCUAGAGAAUUUGGAAGUGGAGAUGGAGAAAUUCUUCAAUCUGUCGAAGGAGGAGAAAAGCAAGUACCAAGUGGAAGAGGGAGAUUUCCAAGGGUAUGGAAACGUGAAAAGAAGAAGCAAGGAUGAGAAGGUUGAUUGGGGGGAGAGGUUCUUCAUGGUGAUAAACCCUAUGGAGAGAAGAAAGGCAGAUCUGUUGGAAAAGCUGCCUCCAUCGCUGAGAGAGACGUUGGAGACAUACUUUGCGGAGUUGAGGAAGAUCGGGAUGGGGCUGCUGAGAAUAUUGGGAGAAGGAGUUGGAAUGGAGAUAGAGGAAGUGGAUCACAUAUUUGACAACGGGAUGCAGACAACCAGGAUGACGUAUUAUCCGCCAUGCCCCAAUCCGGAGCUAGUUUUAGGUUUGACUCCUCACUCCGACUCAACAGGGAUAACCAUACUUCACCAGGUCAACGCAAUUGAGGGUCUCCAAAUCAAGAAACAUGGCCUUUGGCUGCCUGUGUCUUUUCACCCCAACGCCUUUCUUGUUUUGGUUGGGGACAUCUUUGAGAUAGUAAGCAAUGGGGUCUACAACAGCAUGGAGCAUAGGGUAGUAGUCAACAAAGAAAAGGGGAGACUUUCUAUUGCCAUGUUCAUGAACCCAAAAUAUGAGGCAGAGAUUGGGCCUGCAAAGCGCUUGAUAAGUGAAGAAAACCCACCCUUGUUUAGAAGAAUGGUUAUGGAAGAUUUCGUCAAAGACUACUUUUCCCGCAAGCUCAAUGGCAAAGCGCACUUGGAUAAUAUGAGGAUCAAAACUACUUCUCCUCCUGAUGAUCACUAAUAACAUCUGCUGUUGAUGUGCUUUGUUAUUGCAUAAUCAAAACAUACUUUAUUUCAUCAACAUGUAUAUGUCGUUGCCUUACAUAAACGAGUACUUUUUUAGAUA